CUGCCCUCGCCGCGGUUGUGGGUUGGGCGCCCGGGUGGCAGGCUCGCACUUCCGCCCGCGGCCGGCUGUUGGGCCAAGGCAUGGAGGUGGGCUAGGGGCUGUCGCGAAGCUGAGCGGGAAAUGUUCUUUUGAGGCCAAAGACUGGGUAUAUAUGAAUGCAAAUGCUCAUUCACAAAUAAGCCCAGCAAUCUCGAUUGAGAGGAUCACUUUUCUGUAGGCCAUUUGCCCAGGUGCAGAAUGACCACAUGUUGUUGGUGUACGCCAGGUGGUGUUUCCACCAUUGACUUCUUAAAGAGCUAUGUGUCUAAGACCCAGUCCAGUGAAUUUCAAACAGCUGAUGAAGACCUCUGCUACUGCUUAGAGUGUGUGACUGAAUACCACAAAGCAAGAGAUGAAUUACCAUUCUUGCAUGAGGUUUUAUGGGAAUUAGAAACCUCACGUCUCAUAAAUCACUUUGAAAAAUCCAUGAAGGCAGAAAUUGGAGAUGAUGAUGAAUUAUACAUAGUAGACAACAAUGGAGAGGCACAAUUGUUUGACUUUACUGGCCAAGACUUUGAAAAUAAGCUUCGAGUUCCUCUUCUUGAAAUACUCAAAUAUCCUUACCUGCUUCUACAUGAACGUGUUAAUGAAUUAUGUGUUGAAGCACUUUGUCGGAUGGAACAAGCCAAUUGCUCCUUUCAGGUGUUUGACAAACAUCCAGGGAUCUAUUUGUUCUUGGUCCAUCCCAAUGAAAUGGUUCGACGCUGGGCUAUCCUGACUGCAAGAAACUUGGGAAAAGUCGACAGAGAUGAUUAUUAUGACUUACAAGAUGUUUUAACUUGCCUUUUUAAAGUCAUUGAGUUGGGACUUUUAGAAAGUCCAGACAUUUAUACUUCUUCUGUCCUUGAGAAGGGUAAACUGAUUCUUCUGCCCUCACACAUGUAUGAUACUGCGAACUACAAAAACUAUUGGUUAGGUAUUUGCAUGUUGUUGACCAUUCUUGAGGAGCAAGCCAUGGAUUCUCUGUUGUUGGGCUCAGACAAACAAAAUGAUUUUAUGCAGUCAAUACUUCACACCAUGGAGAGGCAAUCAGACGAUGAUAGUGUGGAUCCUUUCUGGCCAGCAUUACAUUGUUUCAUGGUGAUUCUGGAUCGCUUGGGAUCCAAGGUCUGGGGUCAGCUUAUUGACCCCAUUGAGGCAUUGCAAACCAUUAUCAACAACGUGAGCUACAAUCGAGAGAUCCAACACAUACGGAACAGUUCUGUGAGGACCAAGUUAGAACCAGAAUCAUAUUUGGAUGAUAUGGUGACUUGCAGCCAGAUUGUAUACAAUUUUAAUCCUGAAAAGACCAAAAAGGAUUCUGGAUGGAGAUCAGCCAUUUGCCCAGAUUAUUGUCCUAACAUGUAUGAAGAAAUGGAAACUUUAGCCAGUGUACUUCAGUCAGAUAUUGGUCAAGACAUGCGUGUUCAUAACAGCACAUUUUUGUGGUUCAUACCUUUUGUUCAGUCCCUCAUGGAUCUUAAGGAUUUGGGUGUGGCUUACAUAGCAGAGGUUAUUCAUCAUCUGCACUCUGAAGUCAAAGAUGUCCUCAACCAAACAGAUGCUGUGUGUGACAAAGUCACUGAAUUUUUUCUUCUAAUUUUGGUAUCAGUGAUUGAACUGCAUAGAAAUAAAAAAUGUUUGCACUUGCUAUGGAUUAGUUCCCAGCAAUGGGUGGAAGUCGUCGUAAAAUGUGCCAAGCUUCCUACCACAUCAUUUGCACGGAGUUCUGAGAAGUCAUCUGGAAAUUGCUCCAAAGGAACGGCAAUGAUAUCAUCACUGUCGUUGCAUUCAAUGCCAUCUAACUCUGUACAGCUUGCUUGUGUGCAGCUGAUUAGAAGUCUCCUUAAAGAAGGUUAUCAGCUUGGACAGCAAACUAUUUGUAAGCGAUUUUGGGAUAAGCUUAACUUAUUCCUUCGGGGAAAUUUAUCUCUAGGUUGGCAGUUGACUAGUCAGGAAACCCAUGAGUUACAAACUUGUUUAAAGCAAAUUAUUAGAAACAUAAAAUCAAAAGUACCUCCAUGUAGCACUUUAGUGGAUCUGACUCCUGCAUGUAAAACCCCUCCUGCAUCUUAUAAUAAAGAAGAAAGUGAACAAAUAGGGAAGAAGUCUGUAAAAGACAUACAUUGUCUAGAAAACUCCAGCCCAACAUUUUCUAAAGAUCUGAUGAAAGCUGACAUAUAUCAAGUACCAGAAAGUAUAUCGAUCAAAACAAGUAACACUGUAGAAGAAGAGGAUAAUGAGCAAAAUUAUAUGAAGGAUUUGAAAUUAGAAGACCAUUGGUCAGCUGAGUCAUGCUUAAAGCAGGAUAGUAAAAGCCUUUUUAUUGAGAAAGCCCAGGAUCAAAUUAAAAUAAGUACAAGGAAGCAGAAGUCUGUAAAAGAAAACUCCUCAUAUACCCCAAAGAAUUGUACUUCAAGAAAUGGUCCACAAAGGGGAAGUGACAGAGAAAUAAUAUCACCACAUUUGUUGACUGAUUGUAGCACUGAGUCUCUGGAAAAAGUGUCCGCAUCAAAUGCAGAUUUCUCUUCCAAGGAUGAUGUUCUUGGUAAAAUCUCAAAACCAAAAACUAAGACACAGAAGAAAGAUGAAAUCUGUGCAAAGUUAUCACACGUAAUAAAGAAGCAACAUGGGAAAAGAACUUUGGUCCAUAAUGCUAUUAAUUUAGAGGAAAACCUAACUGCAUCUAACACUGAGAGUUUCUAUUCAGGGAAAGAUACAGAAGUUCAGAAAGGGGAUGGCUUUAUACACAAUCUGUCUUCAGACCCUAAUGGCAUUCUAGAUGAUAAUAAAAAUGGAGAACAAAAAUCUCAAAAUAGCUUAUUACUGAAAAAGAAGCAAAUAAAGAAUGAAGAGUUAGAUAUUUUCUCUUCCCUUGAAAACAAUUAUAAAAUACAGGAACGUCCUCUUGAUCAAGAUGUGGUCUCAUUUAGAGAAAUGACCGAUACUUUAGUGAAGAAAAUGUCUCUUUUUAAAGCUCCUGUGACUGUAGUUGAAUCGAGAGAGAAGGAAAUGAGUAAGAGUACUCUGGUUUCUUCUAACUUGACAAUAGAACAGGCUCCUGGCAUCAGUCCUAAGUCUGAAACCUUAACAGAUUCUCAGAUAGACAGAGACCUCCACAAGUUAUCUUUAAUGGCUCAAGCCAGUGUUACUAAGUUUCCAUCAGAUUCAACUCAAAAAAGCUCAUCCCAGCUCCAAAGAAAAGUAAAAGAAGAAAAAAGAUGUUUCACAGCUAACCAAAAUAAUGUUGGAGACACUGGCUGUGGACAGGUUAUUAUUAUUUCAGAUUCUGAUGAUGAAGAUGAAGGAAUUCUGGGUGAUCAGAAACACAUGAAACAGGACAAAACAUGCAUGAAGAAAGAAUGUCCAGAGCAGCAUGUUUCAGUAGUUACUAGUAAUGUAGAAAAGAAGCCAAUAAAGAAAGAACAAACACAGUCUCUUCCGCAGUUUGAGGAUUCAGAUUCUCAGUUUUUUGAGUUUGAAAGUCCAUCUGAAGUGUUUUCAGUUUGGCAGGAUCAUAAACUAGACAGUUCACUUCAAGAGGAUGAAAAAAAUUCAUGUUUGACUCACAUGACUGCUACCACAAAUAUUUGGGAUGAUGAUGACACAGAUUAUGCAUCUGAAGAGGUUACUAAAAAAGCAGAAGGCAUUGAAGGCCACACAGAAGCACAUAGUAGUAGUAUUUCUGUUGAGGAAUUUCGUGAAACUGAAGGGAAAAAACCUAAGAGAAAACGAUUUACAAAAAAAUCAAUGGCUGAAGAUCCUCUAAGCCCUUCAUCUUCUGUCAGAAGUGAGGACCAGUCUCUCAUUAAUAAGAGAGAGAUUCCUGAAAAUGAUUUUAAAAAAAGUAUAGACUUAAAGACUACAACACCCAAUUCAAGUAUUCAGAGAGCCACAACGGUUUCCCCAAGGAAGUCUCCAAAGCAUCGUACUUGUCCAGAACCCAUUAGGAAAGUCCCACUUUCUAAAACCCCUAAGAAAGCACAUUCAGAUACCAGAAAAGGACAGAGUAAAAAUUCAAAUUACAUACGUUGUAGGACAUCUCCUGCGAUAGUGCCACCAAAGAAAUUUCGCCAGUGUCCUGAGCCAACCUCAACAGCUGAGAAACUUGGUCUGAAAAAGGCUCCUCGUAAGGCAUUUGACUUGUCCCAGCGAUCUUUAGAAUCUUUAGUUCAAUUACGUGAUCAUGGCAAAACUGUUGGAGUAGUUGAUACCGGAAAAAAAACUAAAUUAAUUCCUGCUCAGACUCUUUCUGUCAAAAAUAAUAAGAAACUCCUAACCAGUCAAGAUCUUCAGUUGCAAAGGCAGAAAAGACACAAAUCACAACAAAAUAGACAAGGGCUCUUUGAUUAUGGAAGUACAGGUGCUACAAGAGCAGGGCCACAUACAGCACAGAAUUCUGACACAUUUGUACCAGAAUCUGAUAGACCAAAUUAUAAUUAUACAGGAGGAACUAAGGUACUUGCCAACAGUAAUGGAAAACAGUUAAUAAAAUGCAUGUCUUCUGAACCAGAAACCACAAAAGCAAAAUAUGUUUCUCAGGCAACUGAUGAUGCUUGUCUUUUGAACCAGCGUGAUUCUGUGGUGUUAAAUGGAAUACCAACAAAUGAAAUAAUAGUCUCUACUUUAGAGGACCCUUUAGCAGGAGGUGAUCCAAUAGUACAUCCUGUAGAGGUGGCAACUUUGAAAGAGGGAGAUUCUGAAUCCAGCAGUGAUAUAGAGGAAGAUAAUAUAUUUUUAACACAAAAUGACCCUGAAGAUAUGGAUUUGUGUUCACAAAUGGAGAAUGAUAAUGUUAAACUCAUUGAAGUAGUUCAUGGAAAAGAUACAGUUCAGGUAGAAGUUUCUGUAAGUUGGCCUCAGUUGGAAUCGUUGAGUGGCACAAAGUGUAAGUACAAAAAUUGUGUUGAAACCAUGAAAAACCAGAGUGAAUACUGCUCAAAGCACUCUGAAGCUAAAGCAGCAGAUGAAGAUGUAUUUCGUAAACCUGCCCUUCCUCUUUCUGCCUCUAAACCUUCAAGACCUUCCACUGCUAAGAUUUUUAGCUCAAGAAGUACUUCACGAAUUGCUAAUCUUUCCAGAUCUUUGGAAAAUACUACAGCACUUCCACCAGCUCUAAAAACUAAGCCAAAUGGGGUACAAUCUAUUUUGAAAGUACCGCAGGCAGCUCCCAUAGUGUCUCAGAAGCCAAUGGGGGAAAUGAAGAGUUUGUGCAAUGUUCUUCAUCCUCAGACUCCAAAUAAUUCUAACAGGCAAGGUUACAAACUUCUGUUUGGUGAGAACAAAUCUUUUUCAACUUCCUCUCCAGUAAACAUUCUGUUAUCAUCACAGUCUAUCUCUGACACCUUUGUUAAAGAGGUCUUAAAAUGGAAGUAUGAAAUGUUUUUGAACUUUGAUCAGUGUGGGCCCCCUGCAAGUCUUUGUCAGUCCAUCUCAAGACCUGUGCCUGUCAGAUUUCAAGAUUGUGGAGAUUAUUUUAAUGUCUUUUUCCCUUUGAUGAUAUUGAAUACUUUUGAAACAGUGGCUCAGGAAUGGCUCAGCUCUCCAAAUAAAGAGAAUUUUUAUCAGUUGCACUUACGAAAAUUUCCUGCUGAUUAUAAAAAAUGCUGGGAGUUUGUGGUUUAUCUGGAGGAAUGUGAACUGGCUAAACAGCUACAUCCAAAGGAAAAUGAUUUGGUGUUUUUGGUUCCUGAGAGACAGAAUGGAGAGAAGAAAGAUACAGAGAGAGAUUGCAUGCGGGAUCUCCAUGAAUAUCAUUGUGGUUAUGUUCACAAGUUUCGACGCACUUCAGUCAUGCGUAAUGGGAAGUCUGAGUGUUCCCUUUCCAUCCAGACUCAAGAUAACUUGCCAGCCAAUGUAAAUGAGCUUGUGAAGUGCAUUGUAAUCAGUUCUCUGGUAACUACACAAAGGAAGUUGAAAGCCAUGUCUCUCUUGAGUGGUCGGAACCAGCUGGCUAGAGCUGUUCUAAAUCCAAACCCCAUGGACUUCUGCACAAAAGAUUUACUGACUACAACGUCUGAGAGAAUUAUUGCCUACUUAAGAGAUUUUAAUGAAGACCAAAAGAAAGCGAUAGAAACUGCAUAUGCCAUGGUGAAACAAUCACCAUCAGUUGCCAAAAUCUGCCUAAUUCAUGGACCACCUGGAACAGGAAAGUCAAAAACUAUUGUUGGCCUCCUGUACCGCUUGCUGACAGAGAACCAGAGGAAGGGGCAUUCAGAUGAAAACUUCAAUGCCAAAAUCAAACAGAACCGUGUCCUUGUGUGUGCACCUUCCAAUGCAGCUGUGGAUGAGCUUAUGAAAAAAAUUAUCCUUGGAUUCAAAGAAAAGUGUAAAGACAAGAAGAAUCCUUUGGGAAACUGUGGAGAUAUAAAUUUAGUACGACUGGGUCCAGAAAAGUCUAUUAAUAAUGAGGUUCUAAAAUUCAGUUUGGACAGCCAAGUUAACCACAGAAUGAAAAAAGACUUACCUUCUCAUGUUCAGGAUAUGCAUAGAAAAAAGGAUUCUCUAGAUCAUCAGCUAGAUGAGCUUUCCCGUCAGCGAGCUUUAUGCCGAGGUGGACGGGAAAUACAGAGGCAAGAAUUAGAUGAAAAAAUUGCAAAAGUUUCUAAAGAAAGGCAGGAACUUGCUUCUAAAAUUAAGGAGGUUCAAGGACGUCCACAAAAAACACAGAGUAUCAUCAUCUUAGAGUCCCAUGUUAUCUGCUGCACAUUGAGCACAAGUGGUGGUUUACUACUAGAGUCUGCUUUUCGUGGGCAAGGGGGUGUUCCCUUCAGUUGUGUCAUUGUUGAUGAGGCUGGGCAGUCUUGUGAAGUUGAGACUCUUACUCCACUCAUCCAUCGCUGCAAUAAGCUUGUUCUGGUAGGAGAUCCUAAACAGCUCCCUCCCACAGUCAUUUCUAUGAAAGCACAGGAGUAUGGCUACGACCAAUCAAUGAUGGCUCGCUUCUACAAACUACUGGAAGAGAACGUAGAACACAACAUGAUCGGCAGACUGCCUAUUCUACAGCUUACUAUUCAGUAUAGGAUGCAUCCAGACAUAUGUCUCUUCCCUUCUAAUUAUAUUUAUAACAGAAGCUUGAAAACAAAUAGACUGACAGAAACCUAUCGAUGUUCAUCAGACUGGCCAUUUCAACCUUACCUUGUGUUUGAUGUCGGAGAUGGUUCAGAAAGACGGGAUAAUGACUCAUAUGUAAAUGUUCAAGAAAUAAAACUGGUGAUGGAAAUAAUUAAGCUUAUUAAAGACAAAAGAAGGGAUGUUACUUUUCGGAACAUUGGCAUAAUAACCCAUUACAAGGCCCAGAAGACAAUGAUUCAGAAGGAUUUGGACAAAGAGUUUGAUAGAAAAGGACCAGCGGAAGUAGAUACUGUGGAUGCUUUCCAGGGUCGUCAGAAGGAUUGUGUUAUUGUUACAUGUGUUAGAGCAAAUGCCAUGCAAGGCUCAAUUGGAUUCCUGGCAAGUUUGCAGAGGUUGAAUGUCACCAUUACACGAGCCAAGUACAGCCUCUUCAUCCUUGGACAUUUAAGGACCCUGAUGGAAAAUCAACAUUGGAAUCACCUGAUUCAGGAUGCUCAGAAGCGUGGCGCCAUUAUUAAGACCUGUGACAAAAACUAUAAACAUGAUGCGAUGAAGAUUCUGAAACUCAAGCCUGUACUUCAGAGAAGUCUGACUCAUCCCCCUACCAUAGCCCCAGAGGGGUCCAGACCACAGAGUGGCUUGCCCAGCAACAGUCUAGACAGUGGGUUUGUCUCUCCUCUACACCACACACCCCCUGACUGCGGUGAAGCUGCUAUUACUUCAAAGGAUCCUGAAAGGCCGCCCAUUCAGGACUUACUUCGGGACCCACGACUGCUCAGGAGGCUGGGUGCUGAUGCCAAUGGAAAAUUCCUAAGGGAUCCACAGUCCUCAAGCCCUCAGCAUCCUGGAACAACACCUCCUGCGGGAGAGCCGAGCUUUCCCGUCCCUCAGCAGGACCUGGGUAGUGUUGUGCCGCAGUCCACGGUGACUGCUCCGAGCAGCCACAAGCCUCACGUGCAAUGUGAACCUCCAGCUGCCAGUGCUGAUGCUUCCAGUAGUAAGAGAAAGUGUAGUGACCCGGAAGGGGGGCUCAGUCACAGGAGAGAGACCAGGACUCUCAGUGACGGGGAGCAGGAGAAGCAUGGCUCUAUGACCCAUCACACCAACAGGAACUCUGGCUGGGACAAGAAUAGACUAGAGAAGGAGGAGGACAGCAAUUGCAAGAAAAGAAAACUUUCAUAGUAAAGCCAAAUCGUGUAAACUUACGAUGACCAGCUAAUAGGACCAUCCAGAUAAGAUUAUUUUUUCCAUUAAGGAGUUUGUGUGCUGUUGGAAAACAUGGAAAAUGCAUCCUAACACCUGAGCCUCUGGCCAUCUUCAGUACUUUUUUUCAGAUGCAAAAGCUUUCAAAGGACAUCUGAGUAUCAGUAAUAAUGUCCUUGAAGUUAGAGACUCAAAAUGUUGAUUUCUUGUUCUUCUGUAGAAAAGGAGGUCAGACUGAAGUGAAUGUUGUAAAAGUUGAAAUGUAUAUUUGUAUAGCAAAUAACAAAAUCCUUUUAAAAUUUAAUCUAGUAGGCCACUUUUCUUUCCCAUGCUUAAAAUGUUAAUCAUUUUCAACAGAAAAAAAAAUUAUAUUUUAAAAAGGCAGGAGGAGGGCAGGUUCUUUCAACCAUUGUAUGAUAAGACAGAUUUCUUUUACAGCCUAGCUGAGUUAGUGCUAGUGGGUCAGAUGUCUCUAACUUAAGAAAGAAAAAAACUGGAGUUGCCAGUACCCAGGGGAAACUUUAAGAACAGUUACGUUAGGUAAAGUUCUGCUGAUGGACAUUUUUAGGUGCAGCACCUUGGCACAGGAUAUUAUAUUUUUGUGAUGAGUUAAUUUACCUAUUUUAGUGUACACAUGGUUCCCUAGCUAAAAUUCUUACUCUUCUUGAAAUAGAAGAAUAUGAAAUGAAAGAAUAAUGCUUGAACGACCAUUCAGAUGUCUCCAGCAUAUUGCAACCUUCGUGAGACCAGUGAGUGACAGGUAGUUGCCAAGUGCUAGAUGAGCGCUAGGCUGGCUUCGGAAGACUCACCUCAGUUUACAGAUUGCCAGACAAACUAGUUUUCAGGAGAGCUUGGGAAGUUGUAUGUUAAACACUUACUUCCUAAGGGAUUCUGAUCACCAGACAGCUUGGGAACCACUGGGGCAAGCCAAAUAGAGUGUGUCAAGCAGGAAAACACCCUAUUCAAAAUGGUGGGUAGCAAAGAGGAGUUUGGAACUAGGAAGAGAGUACAGUGGUGGACAGAUUUCCUCUGAUCUUCAGAAAUCAUCUGACUGAUGCAAAUAUACUGCUGUUGUAGAAUAUCAGUGGGUGUUUUCAGCUGCUAUUAGAGGUGAUUAUACUUUUGUGCAAGAAAAAAUGGCCACAAGACAAGGAAGGGGCUGCCUGAUUUUGUCCAGUUUUCCAAACAUCCACACGGAUGAAUUUGGAGUAUCUUAAACAUGUGAAUGUACAGUUGACAGCUAUAAUAACUAGUGGUUUGUAGUAAAUGCUGCGCAGCCCAUUAGCUAAUCGGGGCAGAAAAAUCCCCGAAGAUUAAUAUGCACUAUUUGGUAUGUUCUCUGUCUUCUGCUUUUUAAGCAAAAAGUUUUGUGUUAGAAAUUCUACUGAAGCAGGUUAUAAAGAGCUUUAACAAAACAACUUUUGGUUGCCAGAAGUUUAAACAUUCUAUUCAUUUCCUACCUGUGCCUCUCCCACUGGUGUCCAGAUACCUGACUGAUGUCAACUGAACACUCCUGAAACUCAGGGAGCAGGUGCCUUCUUAGAGUGCUUUGUCCCCAGAGUCAGACAGACCCUGCUUCCUACUGUGGGUGGAGAGAGUUUGUCUUUGGCCAUGCAGUGUAAGAAAGUGCAGGGUGGGGGUCAGGGGUGAGCCCCCACUCUGUCUGGGUCAAGGGCUCUAUAAGCCUCUUCCAUGUGCCUUUGGCAAGAAAUCUCAUUGUUACUUUAAGUUUACUUCCCUGUUAUCUUGGUAAAGUGCUCAGUUUAGCAUAGACUUGUAGUGGUGACCACUUAAGGAAUCUAAAACUCUAAGCUUUUAAAGAAGGCAUGACAAAAACAGUUGGGGUCAGGACUUCUCCCACUUUGCUCAUAUUAAUAUUAACAUAAAUUAAGAAAUAAGUUUUUCCAAAAAUGCAUAUUUUGCUGCUACACACUGAACAAUAUUAUUUCCAGUUAAAUUUGGUGCCUGUUCACACAUUGUGUCCAGCUGUUGGCUCAUCACUCACUCAGUCUGGAUGUACAGGAAUAGGAGAACCACACCGUCCUUUCCAACAGACCAGCCUGUGUCCUAUGACCACCUCUCCCAGCAGAAUGUAAACUUUGAAACUUUGUUAUUCCAGUUGGUAAAAGUAUUUGCAAGAAGCAUUUCAUGUGUAUCCUGUGGCCUUUCUUGAUGUGGCUGUCAUAGCCAUGUUGAAUGGCGGUUAAUCUUUCUGCAAGGCAAAAAGUAUGGCUCUUUGCUUUGUCCUUGCCAUGGCAUUAAAAGAAAGUGCCCUGUCUUCUUUCACUAUUAGUUAUUUCAACAUGAAUAUAUGCUACUUAAAGACUUGUUUUGCUUUUUUGUGUAUAAUCUGCCUUGAAUUUAUUGUACAGUUUGUUUAGUAGUUAUAUGUUUUUGUGAGUUAUCAGGAGCAAAUUUGGUAAGUACAUAUGAAUAACCUCCUGUAAAUGAAUUUUAUAACAAAAAUGUACUAAACUGUUUUCUAAAAUUGUACAGAUUAACAAUUUAUUGCUGUAGCUUUGACUCUAUACUGUGAAUUCAUAGCUGGGAUUUGGCAAAAAUAUAGCCCUGUUUUUGUAAAAACCUAAAUUUUAAGAGUAAAUGGCAGAAUUAAAAGCAGAAACAAGAAAACUGA
Molecule: messenger RNA, 10930 nt
Organism: Microcebus murinus (gray mouse lemur)
Lineage: Eukaryota; Metazoa; Chordata; Mammalia; Primates; Cheirogaleidae
Gene: SETX
Product: senataxin
Biological process (GO): termination of RNA polymerase II transcription
Cellular component (GO): nuclear body
Molecular function (GO): helicase activity; transcription termination site sequence-specific DNA binding
Source: RefSeq, a predicted model, not a curated record